Molecule: messenger RNA, 333 nt
Organism: Rangifer tarandus platyrhynchus (Svalbard reindeer)
Lineage: Eukaryota; Metazoa; Chordata; Mammalia; Artiodactyla; Cervidae
Source: the annotation of a GenBank genome assembly
AUGUUGAGUGGUUUAGCUCUGAGAACAAUUUUUAACUGUGUUUUCAUGGUUGAGAAGACCAAACUUAAAAUGCAGCCGCUAGAAAGCACACAUCACACAUUCUUAAUGCAAAGUCAAGCCGCUUGCUCAAAUGGACAGAGAGAGGAGGGGGGAGGCAGGGUGGAAGGAGAUGCAGGGCAGAGAAAACUACCUUUGGCUGAAUCGAUAAGGGUCUGUUUUGCCUUUAAUGCUCACUGCAACCUUUGUCAUGGUUGGUUGGAAUGUCUUUCUUUUAAUUAUGGCAUCUGGGUCAGUGAUACAGGAAGUCAUAUUUUGGUGGCUAAGUUUUACUAA